Penicillium olsonii is the source of this 1050-nucleotide messenger RNA. Lineage: Eukaryota; Fungi; Ascomycota; Eurotiomycetes; Eurotiales; Aspergillaceae. The record is from the annotation of a GenBank genome assembly.
AUGACACAUUCGACUGCAUUGAGUCGCCUGGGCGUGUCUAGGAAUUCUGUUUUCCUCUCUCAAACGUUGACAUCCUUGAGCCAUGGGGAAAUCGCGACGCGGGUGACAUUACGAAGUCCGAGAUAUAUAACCCGCUCAUUGUCAUCUCAAGCAAACAACUCCGACAUUAACAAUGCAUUUCAACCCGGGAGAAGAUUGUCAGGUCGAAAAUGUCUCAUCACAGGCGGUACAUCAGGGAUUGGAUAUGCCAUUGCUGAGCGAUUCCUGCAAGAAGGCGCAUCGACAAUAGUGUUGGUAGGCCGAUCUCACAAGCGCUUGGAAGAAGCGGCAUCAAGACUGGCACCAUUCACAAACGUACCAGCUGAAGAGAAUGAUGGCGUUGUUGCUACUCGUGCCCCAGAAGAGGACGCUCCGCACAGUCCGCCAGGGAACAUCCGUCUACUUGUCGGCGAUGUCUCCGAUGCCGGAUCAUGGAUGCGCGAACUUGAAAAAGAAAUGGCAAACGUUGAUAUUUUGGUCAACGCAGCUGGAAUCUCGAUAUCAAACAUCCUGCCCAGAUCAGAGCUAGAAGACAUCUCGACAAUCCUCCGCACCAACCUCGAGGGCGCAAUGCUGACUUCACGAGCAUUGAUGCGGGCUGCAAUUCGCAGCCGCAUUCGUAAUCGAAGCGACCCAGCCGUGGGACAAAGGGUUCCAUCAAAGUGCAUCAUCAAUGUAUCCUCUCUGCUUGCGCUUAAAGGCGGAACUGGGGCAGUCCCAUAUGCCGCUUCCAAAGCUGGGCUUCUGGGUCUUACUCGAUCGAUAGCCGCCGAAGCAUCGGCCUCAAUGAAGGACAUUGUUAUUCGAUCGAACGCCAUUGUGCCGGGAUAUAUCGAAACCCCCAUGGUUGCUGACUUUACCCCUGGUGAAACAAGCAGAUUGAAAGCUCUCAUCCCUCUUCAUCGAUUUGGAGAUGCGCGCGAGAUUGCAGAUGCAGCUGUUUUCUUGGCGCAAAACGAAUAUGCCAACAAUUGCGUGUUGAAUCUCGACGGAGGGCUGAGCGCUGUUUAG